Molecule: messenger RNA, 1263 nt
Organism: Sitodiplosis mosellana (orange wheat blossom midge)
Lineage: Eukaryota; Metazoa; Arthropoda; Insecta; Diptera; Cecidomyiidae
Gene: slx1
Product: structure-specific endonuclease subunit SLX1 homolog
Exons: 4
Coding region: 216-1007 (263 amino acids)
Biological process (GO): double-strand break repair via homologous recombination
Cellular component (GO): Slx1-Slx4 complex
Molecular function (GO): 5'-flap endonuclease activity; crossover junction DNA endonuclease activity
Source: RefSeq, a predicted model, not a curated record
GUCAUUUGAUCAGCUGUUCGUAGUUUUUAUUCAGUGUUUGCAUGACUUUGUGUUGAAAUUUCACGUUUUGUGAAUAAAUUGAGCAUUUUUGCAUGCGGAAUACGGGUUGACGACGAUGAAUGGAAUUAUUUGGAAGAAAAAUUAAGAUAAGAUUGAACUAUUUGUAUGUUGCUGUGGCAAUUGAAGUACUGCGCUCUUUCGACUGAAAUUAAAUCAUGAACAAUCCAAUCCUAGAAGACAAAGGCUAUUUCUACGGUGUCUAUUUGCUAUGCAGCCAGAGUAACAAUCCAAAAUUUCGCAAUAGAAACUACAUUGGCUUCACGGUGAAUCCAAACCGACGGAUAAUUCAACACAAUCGUGGUAAUAUGUAUGGCGGUGCCAAGAAGACUAGUGACAAAGGACCAUGGCAAAUGGUUUUGAUCGUUCAUGGAUUUCCGAAUAACAUUUCGGCGUUGCGAUUUGAAUGGGCCUGGCAACAGCCGAAAGAAUCCCGUCGAUUGCGGCACAUGGAUGAUUUGAAACGUCGAAAGGCGGGCGAAAGUUUUUUUGAUCUCAAUUUCCGUAUCCUGACUGAAAUGCUGCGAACACCGCCUUGGAAUCGACUUGCUCUGACGGUACGAUGGUUGGCUCCAGAGUUUGCUCGUGAUUUUCCGAUGACCAAAUUGCCGCCGAGCCAAAUAUUAAUUCGACAAGGUCACAUCGUGUUGAAGAAGCCAAAAAAGGCACUUUCUUGUGCUGAUGAUGAACUAGGAUCUCAAAGCCCAGUCAAAUGCAUUAUUUGUGAUAGAUUCAUAGGUGAAACCGACCGUGUCAACUGUACAAAUUCGGAUUGUACUCUGGCCACCCAUUUGAUAUGCUUGAGUAAACGAUUUCUGGAGCCAGGCGAAUAUGUACCAAUCAAUGGAUCAUGUCCAAAAUGCCAUCAAAUGAUGCUCUGGAGCGACGUGGUGCGCAAAUUUAAAGGCUACUCCGAUGCCAUUGUUCUAGCCGAUGACGAUCAAUCGUGAUUUUACACACCUUCUUCGUACUUAAUUCUAUUUUUCAACGAGUUUAUGCCGACCGUAUGGAUCUUUUGGACAAAAUCACACUUCAAGAAUAAAGAGGUGUGAACGGCACUCCCAUCACAAUAUUACAAACUCAUACAUCUAAUAGUUAAGAACAUUUUUCAGACUUUUGCAUGUGUUUCAAAAAAAGUUCAAUGAAUGUUGUUCAAUAUAUUAUGAUAAUCACUGAAAUAAAUAAAAUGCCCAAAAUAAACUCAAA